UCUCUCACGUGCACGCGCCCCCUGCCUGUUGGAAGGUGCGCGCGAGCGAGAGAGAGUGAGUGUGUGUGAGAGAAGCGAAGGCUCGAGACCGACUGGAUCAAUUCGGAUUUUUUUUGUUUUUAAACCGAUAAAAAGUGAAUAAAAAGCCGGACUUGGGCUCGGGUUUGGGGAGAGGAAGCGCCAGGGAGCCGUUUAACCGAAAACUAGUCUGUUGGAGCGGGACAGAGGGGAGAGUGUGUGGAGUUUAAAUCUGAGGUCUUGAUCACCUACGUUCUCUGAUGUGAAUUAAGGAGCCAUGGAAUGACAUGCUGCCGAUUAGCUAGCAGUUUAGCUGUCGCUCUACAGGACGCUUUGUUUUUUACUCCCUGUCCAUCUCAGAACAAACAUGGCUGACCCAGGGAUGAUGAGUCUGUUUGGAGAUGAUGGGAAUUUAUUCUCUGAUGGUCUGGAGGGCUUGGGGGACUGUGGGUACUCCUCCCAAGGCCAAACCAAUCCCAUGAACCCACAGAUGACCCAUGAGCACCAAGCUUACAGCCAGAUCCACCUCUCAACUCCUCCUGUUGCCUCUCAGCCCAAAAUGGGUCACCCCUUUGACCACUUUGCGCAGUACGACCCUCAAGGAGGCCGGAUGAUGGGUAACGGACCUGGCCCUGCUAAUGGGAUUUCAUCUCCUCAUUCACGCUAUCAUGGUGGAAACAGCACAGCUGCUGGACAUCAUGUCUAUCCGGGAGCACAGGGUGAUGCACGAGGGGCAGGACCAGGACCAGCACAGUCGUUCCAGGAUGGUGGAGGAGCCACCCCGGGUAAUAACUGGGGUCCUCAAGGGAUGCAGCUGCCUGACCAAAAUCGAGCCCAAUUUCAACAGUCACAACAGCAGCAAGUUCACGGCCACCAAAUGGGUUCUUACAUGGGACGCACCGAAUUCGGUGGAAUGCAAGGGCACAACCAAACUCAGACACCACCAAGGAUGAACCACUUCCCCCAAGGUUUGCCCCAGGAAGCAAACCGUUUCAUGGGACACAUGGGAGCCAAUAUCACGACGUCUGCCAUGCGGCAUCCGUCUCAGACUCCUCAGCAUCAGCAGGCUGGCCAGCAGUUUCUGCACCAUCACCCAGAGUCGCAGUUUCCUCAAAGCCCAUCAAAGCAGCAGCAGAUGAUGAGUGGGCGUGGCCACCAGAACAUGGGCUUCAGCAUGAACAACCAGCAAGUCGCCAACAACAGCUCAGGUCAAUAUGCCCCUUAUCCUCAAUACGGUGGCCUAAAUCAGGGUUUAGCCAACACUUCAGGGAUGAGUCUCACCACCAGCAGCAACCCCAGUGCUCCUGUGCAGUGUUACCCCACCCCUGCAGGGCCACAGUGUUACCCAGUGAACCAGUUACCUCCGCAGAAUAUGCAUCCUGCGCAGCCCAAAAUUCCGCAGCAGCACCUCGCUCCACCUCCUCAGGGAUCUUAUACUACUCCUCCUUCGAUGUCACCCAUGAGGAACCUGGGGGGCAACCCUGCUGGAACUCCGCCCCCUCAAAGGGGCCAAGGACCGAUCUCACACCCCCAGCAGCACCCCCAAAUGUACGGCACCCUGUCACCCAAUCAGAGAGCAAUGAAUGCACCCAACCACACAGAGGUUCUCCCACAGCAGCUGCAGACAUCUACAUUGCAGUUUCAGCAGGUGCAGCAGGUGAGAACUCCACCUGCACUCCCUGUGACCCAGCAGCCGCCGGAUCCGUCUCCACCACCACCACCACUGCUGCAUGGGAACUGGUCCUCCAACACUCAUUCGUCACCACCAGCUAACCACCACCAAGUGCCUCACGCGCAGCAUUCUCCAUCAGAUACUUCCCAAACCCCAUCCUCCACCCACAUGUCCACCCUGCAGCUCUGUGACACUCAGCCGCCCGACAGCAAGCCCAAGCCCAAGAAGAAGAAGAAGAAGAAAGCAAAGGAGGCUGAGGAGGCAGCAGGGGGGAAGGGCGAGGAUGUAGGCAUGGAUGUGGGAGGAGCAUUGGGAGGAGAUGGAGUAACAUCUCCACCUGAAAAGAAGAGCAAAAAGAAACCAAAAGAUAAGGAGGCCAAGGAAUCAAAAGAGUCCAAGGCUCCCAAAACCCCCAAAACACCCAAAGAACCCAAGGAGAAGAAGGUCAAGGUGACCGUUCCUAAACCCAAGAGCACCAAGAAGCUCAGGUACAUCAACACUCUUCUGUUCAUAACUCUGUUGUGUUCACACUCAGUGACAUCAGGCCACACCCUGUGUGUGUGUGUGUGUGUGCUGGAGUCGGGACAGGAAGUGGAGUUUGAGGAAUUUUAUGUCAAGUUCAAGAGUUUCUCCUACCUGCACUGUCGCUGGGCUGAUCUCGAGGAGCUGGAGAAGGAUAAGAGAAUCCACCAGAAAGUGAAGCGCUAUAAAGCCAAACAGGCGCAUAACAACUUCCUCACCGAGAUGGACGAUGAGCCGUUUAACCCUGAUUACGUGGAGGUGGAUCGAGUUCUAGAUGUUUCUGAGAGUACAGAUGAAAAUGGAGAGCCAGUAAGUCUGUACCUGGUGAAGUGGUGUUCCUUACCAUACGAAGACAGCACGUGGGAGUUGAAGGUUGACAUUGAUGCAGGGAAGAUCGAGGAGUUUGAGCAAGUGAUGAGUCGCGAGCCUCAGCUGAAGCGAGUGGAGCGACCUCCGGCUAGUGACUGGCAGAAAUCCGAGAGUUCCCGCGAAUAUAAAAACAGCAACGCACUCAGGGAAUACCAGCUAGAGGGAGUCAACUGGCUGCUGUUCAACUGGUACAACACACGGAACUGUAUCCUGGCAGAUGAGAUGGGUUUGGGGAAGACGGUGCAGUCCAUCACGUUCCUGUACGAGAUCUACCUAAAGGGGAUCCAUGGACCCUUCCUGGUCAUUGCUCCACUCUCCACUAUUCCUAAUUGGGAGCGAGAGUUCAGAACAUGGACCGAGCUCAAUGUGGUGGUGUAUCACGGCAGUCAGGCCAGUCGCAGGACCAUCCAGGCCUACGAGAUGAACUACAGAGACACUCAGGGUCGUGUUAUAAAGGGCGCCUAUAAAUUCCACGCCAUCAUCACAACAUUUGAGAUGAUCCUGACAGACUGUCCAGAGCUUCGCAGCGUCCCGUGGCGCUGUGUGAUCAUCGAUGAAGCUCACAGGUUGAAGAACAGGAACUGUAAACUGCUCGAGGGUCUCAAGCUCCUGGAUAUGGAACACAAGGUUCUCCUAACAGGAACCCCACUGCAGAACACUGUAGAGGAACUCUUCAGCCUGCUGAACUUCCUGGAGCCGAGCCGCUUUCCCUCAGAGUCCACCUUCAUGCAGGAGUUUGGUGACCUCAAAACUGAAGAACAGGUUCAGAAGCUGCAGGGAAUCCUCAAACCCAUGAUGCUGCGGAGACUGAAAGAGGAUGUGGAGAAAAAUCUGGCACCGAAAGAGGAGACCAUCAUUGAGGUGGAGCUCACCAACAUCCAGAAGAAAUAUUACAGAGCCAUACUGGAAAAGAACUUCACCUUCCUGUCCAAAAGUGGAGGAGGAGGAGGAGGAAGUUCUAGUGUCCCCAACCUCCUUAACACCAUGAUGGAGCUGCGCAAGUGCUGCAACCACCCCUACCUCAUCAAUGGAGCAGAGGAGAAGAUCAUGGAGGAGUUUAGGGAGAGCCACCCAGCUGAUAUGCCUGACUUCCAUCUACAGUCCAUGGUCCAGGCGGCAGGGAAGCUGGUGCUCAUUGAUAAGCUCCUCCCUAAACUGAAGGCUGGAGGCCACCGCGUCCUCAUCUUCUCCCAGAUGGUGCGCUGCCUCGACAUCCUGGAGGAUUACCUCAUUCAGCGGCGGUAUCCUUAUGAGCGUAUUGAUGGCAGAGUUAGAGGGAAUCUGCGCCAGGCUGCUAUCGAUCGCUUCUCCCGCCCCGACUCGGACCGCUUUGUCUUCCUGCUGUGUACUCGGGCCGGAGGGUUGGGCAUCAACCUGACCGCCGCUGACACCUGCAUCAUCUUUGACUCAGACUGGAACCCACAGAAUGACCUACAGGCCCAGGCUCGAUGCCAUCGGAUCGGGCAGAGUAAAGCAGUGAAGAUCUACCGGCUGAUCACCAGGAACUCGUAUGAGAGGGAGAUGUUCGACAAGGCCAGUCUGAAGCUGGGUCUGGAUAAAGCUGUGCUACAGUCCAUGAGUGGGAGAGAGAAUGCUGCUAAUGGGGUUCAGCAGCUGUCCAAAAAGGAGAUCGAGGAUCUUCUGCGUAAGGGAGCGUACGGAGCGCUGAUGGACGAGGAGGACGAAGGCUCCAAAUUCUGUGAAGAGGACAUUGACCAGAUCUUACAGAGACGCACUCAGACCAUCACCAUAGAGUCCGAGGGCAAGGGCUCCACCUUCGCCAAGGCCAGUUUUGUGUCAGCAGGGAACAGGACAGACAUUUCUCUGGAGGACCCAGACUUCUGGCAGAAGUGGGCAAAGAAAGCCGAGCUGGACCUCGAUGUCAUUAAUGGCAGGAAUACGCUGGUGAUCGACACACCUCGGGUGAGGAAACAGACCCGGCACUACAGCUCCAUAAAGGAAGAUGAGAUGAUGGAGUAUUCGGAGCUGGAGAGCGACUCUGAGGAUAAACCAGUUACAAAACCUCGCCGGCCACAAGACCGGGCUCAGGGAUACCCUCGCAGCGAGUGUUUCAGGGUCGAGAAGAACCUGCUGGUCUACGGCUGGGGGCGGUGGAAGGACAUCCUUUCUCACGGGCGGUUUAAACGUCCUCUAUACGAGCGAGAUGUUGAGAUGAUCUGCAGAGCGCUGCUGGCCUACUGCCUUCUCCACUACAGAGGAGAUGAGAACAUCAAGAGCUUCAUCUGGGACCUAAUCACUCCUACUGAGGACGGACAGAGCAAAACACUAACUAACCACUCAGGUCUGUCUGCUCCUGUACCGCGAGGUCGGAAAGGGAAGAAGGGAAAGUUACCAGCGACCCAGACGAAUGUGCCUCAGGCUGAUUGGCUGACAGAGUGUAACCCAGAUGUGCUGCUGCAGGAGGACAGCUACAAACGCCACCUUAAACACCACUGCAACAAAGUGUUGCUGCGGGUGCGAAUGCUCUACUAUCUGAGACAGGAAGUGAUCAGUGACCUGGCAGACCGCAUCCUGGAGGGAGCUGAUUCCAGUGAGCUGGAUAUCUGGAUUCCACACCCCCUCCAUGCUGAGGUUCCCACUGAUUGGUGGGAUGUGGAGGCUGAUAAAUCGCUCCUCAUCGGUGUGUUUAAACACGGUUAUGAGAAAUACAACUCGAUGCGAGCCGACCCGGCGCUGUGUUUUUUGGAGCGAGUGGGAAUGCCGGAUGCCAAAGCCAUUGCCGCUGAGCAGAGGGGAGCGGACAUGGUGGCAGAUGGUGAGGAUGAAGACCCCGAGUACAAACCUCUGCGUAUGACCUUCAAAGAUGAUCUGGAUGAUUUCACAAACUCUCCUCUGGAUGACAAAGAGGAGGUGAUGGAGUUAGAGACUGGAGAAGCCCCUAAAGUGAGUGAGGUACACGGGGGUAAAGUUGGGAAUCUGUACUGGCCUGCAGCUUCAGCUCUCACCGCACGCUUGCGUCGCCUUAUUACUGCGUACCAGCGCUGUCACAAGAGACAGGAGAUGCUGAUUAAACCGGACGGCCGUAGACGCAGACGUCACCGUGACGACCACCUCCUUGUCAUGGCGACUGAGGGCGGGGCCUACAGUCUGGAGCCCAACAGGAUGGCUGCGACAUCAUAUCUGACUGAAGGAGCUUCGUUUGUUAAAACCUCACCAUUCCUACACGAGAGCGCCGCCCUGUUGGCCGACGGAGCUGCAUUCUUCAAAGAGAGACGUCAGAGAUGGACGAGGCGUGAAGAGGCAGAUUUUUACCGUGUGGUGUCUACAUUCGGGGUUGUUUAUGAUGUCCAAACCCAGUGUUUUGACUGGUCCCAGUUCCGGGCCUUUGCUCGUCUUGAUAAGAAGACCGAUGAGAGUCUGGAGAAAUAUUACUAUGCCUUUGUGGCCAUGUGCAAGCGCGUGUGCCGAAUGCAGGUCAAAGACUCAGCAGAGCUGGCCGACCCGACUCUGAUCAUCGACCCCAUCACAGAGGAGAGAGCCUCCCGCACACUGUACCGUAUCGAGUUACUGCGGCAGAUUAGGGAGCAGGUUUUGCCCCACCCCAAACUGGAGGAGAGACUCCGCCUGUGUCAGCCCAGCCCCGACCUCCCGGCCUGGUGGGAGGCAGGAAAACACGACCGGGAUCUUCUCUACGGAGCUGCCAAGCAUGGAGUAAGUCGCACAGACUACCACAUCCAGAAUGACCCAGAGCUCGGCUUUCUGCAGGCUCAACGCAGGUUCAUCCAGAGCCGAGGACCUGACACGGCCCUGACCUCAAACCCUCUCACCACCGGGGAUCUGAUCAAAGACCAGCCGAAGGACCAGCUCAAAUACGACAGUAUGGGAAAAGCAGACAUCGAGGAAACGAAAGAGGAGAAAGCGGAGGCCGCUUCACCCAAACAGGAAGUGAAGACGGAAGAGGAAGAAAAGACUCAGGACAGGGAGCAAAAAGAGAAUGACAAUGAAGCAGAAGUGAAGAGCGAAGAAAGUCACAGUAUUCCUCAAUCGACCGACGAGGAGAAGGUCACACAGUCUGAGGACACACUCACACUUCCUGUUAGUGUCGGCAAGGACACCAUCACGGGGGAACCGGAGAACCCGACAGGUCCGGAGGAGAACCUCAACACAGAAGAGGAGGAGGAGGAAGAGGGGGAGAAGAUGGAUGAGGACAAAUCAGAGAAAUCAUCACAGGCUGAAGCUGAAGCAUCCUCAGAAAGGAAGAACUUUGACGAAGAGAGUAACGCCUCCAUGAGCACAGCACGAGACGAGACACGCGAUUAUUUCGGCAUGGACGAUGGCGAGCCCUCUGUGUCUCAGACCUUUGGUGAACGAGCUACCUUCUCCUUCUGGCCCAAGGACCGGGUGAUGAUCAAUCGAAUGGACAGCAUCUGUGAGGCCAUCAUCAAGGGCAAGUGGCCAUCCAAUAGGAGGCAGUUAUUUGACUUGCCUGGCCUGUUGCCUGGAUAUAAUGCCAUGGCAACGGACAGCCCUAUACCCAGGAGGAGCAUGGGAGACUUCUCCAUGAUGAAUCAGAGCAGCUACAGUGGGAGUGAUGACAUCACCUUGUCACCACAGGUCAAUAAGGAAGAGGCCCUGAGUCUGUCUGUUCCUCGUCAGCGGAGACGCAGAAGAAGGAAAGUGGAGAUCGAGGCCGAACGAGCCGCAAAGCGCCGCAAUCUCAUGGACAUGGUUGCACAGCUCCGUGAGUCUCACGCUGCAGAGAGCCAGACUCGAGCUAUGGAUCUCACUAAAGCUCUACACGGCCUGGCUCCAUCCUCCUCCACCUCCACCUCCUCUUCAGCCUUCCCCAGUGCCAUGGCUUCCCCGAUGGAGCUGCUGCACGCCGCCGGAGCUUCCAGAGCCAACGGAGCGAUGCUGGAGGCUGAGAUUCCCACACGAAGGAGGAGAGGACGCAGGAAAAAUGUUGAGGGCCUCGAGCUACUCUUCAUGGGCAAUAAGGGUUCAAAGCCCAACACGGAAGAUUCAAACGGGACCAAAGGUUUUACAGACGGAGCACACGUGCUGCCUCAAGCACACACACACAUUCCAGCUCCUGCACAGAAGGAGGAGGGCGACCAUCUUAAAGCAGAGGAUGGAGCGAGCACCAAGGAUUUACAGGAGUGGCUUAGACAACAUCCCACCUACACCAUGGAUGUGCCUGGAUACAUACCAAAGAGUGAAGAGCUUCUCCUCACACAGCUCAGUAAGCCCAAGCAGAAAAGACAUCGCUGUCGAAACCCCAACAAGAUCGACAUCAACACGCUGACCGGAGAGGAGAGAGUUCCUGUGGUCAAUAAGAGGAACGGUCGAAAGAUGGGGGGCGCUAUGGCUCCCCCGAUGAAGGAUCUGCCCCGGUGGCUGGCUGAGAAUCCCGAGUUCUCCAUCGCUCCAGACUGGACAGACAUCGUCAAACAAUCUGGUUUCCUGCCCGAGUCCAUGUUUGACCGCCUUCUGACCGGUCCGGUGGUCAGAGAAGAAGGGAUCCGGCGCCGAGGACGGAGACCUAAAUCUGAGAUUGCUAAAGCAGCUGCAGCUCAAGCUUCUCUCUCUGUGGCUUCUUCAGCCUCCACCUCGGCCGUCAACCCCUUCCUACUGAACGGCCUUUUUGGGGGGAUGGACCUCAGCAGCCUGCAGAACCUACAGAACCUACAGAACCUGCAGCUCCUCAUGGGCUUGUCUCCUUCUCUGGGUGCAGGAGCUGCAGAUAACAAGACCUCCACUACCAUGUUGCCUCUCAUGCUGCCUGCCAUGGGCACCCUGCCCAACGUCUUUGGCCUUAGUGGACUUUUUGGUGGCAACAUGGCGGCUGCUGCUGCUGCUAACUUAAACACCACGACCACAUCGGAGUCUGAGGAAACAAAGAAAGAUGGAGAACCCAAGGAGGAAGGUGAGAAGAAGGAGGAAUCAGAGAAACCCGCUGAGACGGAGUCAAGCGAUGCAAAUGCGGCCGCUGCAGCGACCAGUCUUUCCACCAACCCUCUGGCGUUUAACCCCUUCCUGCUCUCCACCAUGGCUCCUGGGCUUUUCUACCCCUCCAUGUUCCUGCCCCCUGGUUUAGGUGGUUUGAGUCUGCCUGGCUUUUCUCCUGCUGCUCUCGCUGAGCUCCAGAACGUGAUGAGUGGAGCAUUAGGAGCGACUGGAGAGGAGAAGGAGGUAAACAAGGAGAAUGCACAGACUCAGGAUGCAGUUAAACCCAGCAGCACUGCGGACAACAGCGACUCCGAGGACGGAGACAACAAAACCCAGGACUUUACCGGCGUGGCAGAGGAGCUGGACUCUGUGGAGGCAGAGGAGGAAGAGGACGACGACGAUGAAGAGGAAGAACUUGGAGACGAUGAUGAUGAAGACAAGAGUGAUUAAGGAGGCAAAUCCACCUGACUGACUUUCUGCCUUUUCCCCAGAGGGCUUUUUUUUUAAUGAAUAACUCUACUGAUGUCCCAAACAGGAUUUUAUGUCAUUUUGGUUUAGUUUAGUUAACAAGUGAUCAGUACCACGAUGAGGGAACACACACACACACACACACACACACACACACACACACACACACACACACACACAGGCUGUAAUGGACAUGCUUUGGCCUGUGGUGAUGUGCUUUAUAGAGGAGGUGAUGACUGAACCAUCCAGUAUCCUGGUAGGAAUGAGAAGGUUCCCAUGUUGCUUUGCUGCUUCUUUCUGUUCAAUUUUUGACUUUUUUCUCCUUCUACUGUUGUUGAUGUAAACAGUGAGUAGCAUCUGGAAGAGGAACGUUCAGUGGCAUACAGUUUUAAACAGCAUUAAGACGAGUGACUCUCUCCAAGCUGCUGAAAACCCAACUAAAGAGAAUGAAAUGUGGAUUUUGUUUUUGUCGUACUGUUCUGCUGAGGGAUGAAGUUCUCACAUAUCAAAGCGUACACUUGGACUGCUCAAGUCUCUCACACUGACAAUCUAUACGGGUGACGAGACGCUCGGCCUGUGGAGACAGCAAUAACACGAAGGCAGCUCCUGAAUGUUCCACUUUACCACAGUGUGUGUGAGGGGGUGGGGGGGGGGGUGUACGGGUGUGAGCGUAUGGGAGUGUGUGUGUGUGUGUGUGUGUAUGUACGGGAGUGUGUGUGUGUGUGU
Tachysurus fulvidraco (yellow catfish) is the source of this 9685-nucleotide messenger RNA. RefSeq names its product chromodomain helicase DNA binding protein 7 (gene chd7). The coding region runs from base 386 to 8941 and encodes 2851 amino acids. Gene Ontology annotation, molecular function: protein binding; ATP-dependent chromatin remodeler activity; ATP binding. The transcript has 35 exons. Lineage: Eukaryota; Metazoa; Chordata; Actinopteri; Siluriformes; Bagridae. The record is from RefSeq and is a predicted model, not a curated record.